AUGUAUUAUCGGCACAGAGAGUGCAGGAGGCGGGCAAAGGAAGUGCGAAACGUGCUGCAGACGCAAAGCCGGGAGAUAUUUGAAGGAGAGGCACAUGCUUUUGAGACCAAGGAUCACGCUUUGCAGCAAGCUCCUGCUCAGGCACCUGUUCAGGUGGCCGCUUGCGAUGCUGCAUUUGAGGCCGUGUCAAAUGUAGGUGGGCUGAGCGAAGCGGGGGAAGACUCCUUCAAAGAUUGCAUAGCGUCUGUGCGCGCUGCACUUCAGUCAGUUCCCCCGCCUAAAGUGCUGUCAACUAUGUCUGCCUCGUCUUUGGGCCAUCUUCAUGAGCAGUUGCGGGAGCUGUUGGUGGACGCGGUGAUUGCAGUAGCGCCUCCAGAGUGUGUGGCCGCUGCUGCUUCCGAGGGGUUCUCUCUGCCUCCUCCUGCAGCAGCUCUGGCGGCAUCCCCCCUUCCUUGGUGGAGCAGUGGGGGUGGCCUUCAGCCCUGGCGAGGAAGGAAGGAGAGCUGGGCGCAACAGAGCCGCCGCGUGAACUGGGCGAGCCCCAAAAGGGUCGUGGAGCCGAUUGUUGCGGGGGUUUUGCUGCCGAGGGAGGCAGUUGCAGUGGUGGCUGCAGAACGUAGCGCGCGCAACAGGGAGCUCCUAGAGUCUAUUCGCUCUUUUUUGUUUGCCUCUAGCACCGGUUCUGGAGGACAGACUGAUGCGCCGCCCUCACCGACGGCAGUAACUCACCAUCGGGCAGCGCCUUGUGAUGCUUCUGCUGCAGUGCCGGCAGCUCCGUGGUUUGUCCAGGCAGAAGAGGAGCGCCUGCAGCGCCUCUUGCUGUGGGAUGGCGGCCGGUCAAAAGAACAAAGAAACGCUACCAAGUGCAGCAACAGCAGCAGCUGUAGAAGCAGCAGCAGCGCGCGCCCGACGUCGGCGCGUUGGCUGUGUGGGGAGGCAGAGGAGGGCGCGGGCCAAGAGACAAGGGUUGAAGGCUCUGCUGGAUACCAGCAGGUGGUCCGUGGGAAAGGUGCUGCUGUGCGACGGGCAUUGGGAGCUGCUAUCGAUGUGGCGCUGCUGCUGUCGGAGGCGACUGUCACCAAGAAGAGUGGGGCUGCCGCGCCCUUUUCCUGGGAGUCGCCCUUCUUGCGGUCCUCAUCAUCCUCCAGAAGGAGGAGGAGGCGACAACGCGGCCGCCCACCACCCGAGCAAAGGCUGCCAAGUCGGCAGGCUAGGCGUGUGGCCAACAAAGACAAGCGUAUGGCUCGCCAGCGAGCUAGCGACCUAGCUGGAUAG
Messenger RNA from Eimeria acervulina, 1275 nucleotides. RefSeq lists its product as hypothetical. The transcript has a single exon. NCBI's taxonomy places the organism in Eukaryota, Apicomplexa, Conoidasida, Eucoccidiorida, Eimeriidae. The coding region runs from base 1 to 1275 and encodes 424 amino acids. The record is from RefSeq and is a predicted model, not a curated record.